This is a messenger RNA of Mesocricetus auratus (golden hamster), 4688 nucleotides long. It is a transcript of the gene Mpp7, whose product is annotated as membrane palmitoylated protein 7. Gene Ontology annotation, cellular component: plasma membrane; cell-cell junction. The coding region runs from base 265 to 2070 and encodes 601 amino acids. The transcript is spliced from 20 exons. Lineage: Eukaryota; Metazoa; Chordata; Mammalia; Rodentia; Cricetidae. Gene Ontology annotation, biological process: protein localization to adherens junction. The record is from RefSeq and is a predicted model, not a curated record. Gene Ontology annotation, molecular function: protein binding.
GGGCAGAGGCGGGAGGUGCGGCGGGUGCAGUGGGCUGCUUCGUCCUGCUCUGCGGCGGCGGCGGCGGCAGAUCGGAUCUGCCUCGGGAUUGUCCUCAGCUACGAUUCCGAGUUGCCGAGCUGAGCGCCGUGUGGACCGUGGCUGCCGAGCAGGGGGUUGGACAUAUGACUCUCGUCUGAAGUGCAGCAGUGGCAGACCGUUGAAUUCCCUGGAGCUUCCUGAGGCACAAGAGUGGAGGGCAGCCACCCACCUGCAGCCUGCAGCAUGCCAGCACUGUCCACAGGAUCUGCUGGCGACAUGGGUCUGUAUGAGCUGUUGGCCGCUCUGCCCGCCCAGCUGCGGCCACAUGUGGAUAGCCAGGAGGACCUGACCUUCCUCUGGGACAUGUUUGGUGAAAAGAGCCUACAUUCACUGGUCAAGAUUCAUGAAAAGCUUCACUACUAUGAGAAGCAGAGCCCGGUGCCCAUUCUCCAUGGUGCGGCAGCCUUGGCUGAUGAUCUGGCUGAAGAGCUACAGAACAAGCCUCUGAGCAGUGAGAUCAGAGAGCUGCUGAAACUUUUGUCAAAACCCAACGUGAAGGCUUUGUUGUCAGUACAUGAUACUGUGGCUCAGAAGAGCUACGAUCCUGUAUUACCUCCUAUGCCUGAUGACAUCGAUGAGGAGGAGGAUUCAGUGAAAAUAAUCCGCCUGGUCAAGAACAGAGAACCCCUGGGUGCUACCAUUAAGAAAGAUGAACAGACAGGGGCAAUCAUUGUGGCCCGGAUCAUGCGGGGAGGAGCUGCAGACAGAAGUGGUCUUAUCCAUGUGGGUGACGAGCUGAGGGAAGUGAAUGGGAUCCCAGUGGAAGACAAGAGGCCUGAGGAAAUCAUACAGAUUUUGAGUCAGUCCCAGGGAGCAAUUACAUUUAAGAUAAUACCCAGUGCCAAAGAGGAGACAGCUUCCAAGGAAGGCAAGGUGUUCAUCAAAGCCCUUUUUGACUAUGACCCGAAGGAGGACAAGGCCAUCCCUUGUAAGGAGGCGGGGCUGUCUUUCCGAAAGGGAGACAUCCUUCAAAUCAUGAGCCAAGACGAUGUGACAUGGUGGCAGGCGAGGCACGAGGGUGAUGCCAACCCCAGAGCAGGGCUGAUUCCCUCCAAGCACUUCCAGGAACGGAGAUUGGCUCUGAGACGACCAGAAAUAGUAGUCCAGCCUCUGAAACUUUCCAACAGGAAAUCAUAUGAGGAAACAGUUGAAUGUGAGGAAAUUAAAGAAGAUGCCGGAUAUGAUGGUAACAACAGUGGAACUUACAUAGCUGGUUUUAGAAGAAGUUUCCGUCUUAGCAGGAAAGAUAAGAAAACAAACAAGUCUAUGUAUGAAUGCAAAAAGAGUGACCAGUAUGACACAGCAGACGUGCCCACAUACGAAGAAGUGACGCCAUAUCGGCGGCAGGCUCAUGAGAAGUACAGGCUUGUUGUCCUGGUUGGUCCUGUUGGGGUCGGGCUAAACGAGCUGAAGCGGAAGCUGUUGAUCAGUGACACACAGCACUAUGGUGUGACAGUGCCCCAUACCACUAGAGCAAGAAGAAGCCAAGAGAGUGAUGGUGUGGAAUAUAUAUUUAUUUCCAAACAUUUGUUUGAGACAGAUGUUCAAAAUAACAAGUUCAUUGAAUAUGGUGAAUAUAAAAACAACUACUACGGUACAAGUAUAGACUCGGUUCGCUCUGUCCUAGCUAAGAACAAAGUUUGUCUGUUGGAUGUCCAGCCUCAUACAGUGAAGCAUUUAAGGACCCUGGAGUUCAAGCCCUAUGUGAUAUUUAUAAAACCUCCAUCCAUAGAGCGUUUGAGAGAGACGAGGAAAAAUGCAAAGAUUAUCUCAAGCAGAGAUGAUCAAGGGACUGCAAAGCCCUUCACGGAAGAAGAUUUUCAAGAAAUGAUUAAAUCAGCACAGAUAAUGGAAAGUCAAUAUGGUCAUCUUUUUGACAAAAUCAUAGUAAAUGAUGAUCUCACUGUGGCAUUUAAUGAGCUAAAAACAACAUUUGACAAAUUAGAGACUGAUACCCAUUGGGUGCCAGUGAGCUGGUUACAUUCAUAACUCAGGAAAAUUUCCUUAGUUGUCUUUUUUACAGAGUGCAUGGUUAGGUCAACUACCAUGUUUUUGGUAGGAUUUUUAAAAAUGUAUAUCACUGUCAUAGAUGUAAAGCCUUCAUAAAAUUGUAAUGUGGUUUUGUUUAUAUCUUUUACAGCCUUAUUUGAAGCAUAUGACUGCACAAUCUAAAAGUUAAAAUCUGCACUGUGCUAUACUCUUAGCAAAACUUUGAAUAUCCUGGCUGUCUUUAGUUCUGCCUGUGUUGUGAGGGGCAGUGUGUAUCAGAGUCCAUGCCUCCCCUGUGCUCACUGCCCUUCACCUUGGAUGCUUAUAGUCACAGCAUGGACUUUAUCAGAUUUAACUGAGCUUGAAAUGAGAGCCCAUCCUCUUACGACCCCUGUCCACAAAGUAUAUUCCUAAUGUGCACAUUUAAAAACAAAGGAGAAACUCAAUUUUUUUAUUGAGGAAGUAGCUCACAUAGUUUAGGAAAUCCUUUGGAGUACAUAUCAGAAAUGUUGCAGAUAUUCUAUAAAGGAAAAUAUGAUUUUUUUUAAGUUGAGGGCCUACACUUGCCUUGAACUCAGCCCUCCUUUGCCUCAGCCUCCCAAGUAUGGAUACAUGCCACUGUAACAAGCCUGGAAAUAGAUUUAAAUAAUCAUUAUAGAUGUAGACAAAACCCUUUCCUCAUGGUUUAGUAAGAAUGGUGGUGUCUUAGGGCAAGCAGUGAUCACAAAGCACUUUUUUAAUCUGUUACUUUUCAAGAGACAUUGCUGGAGUCAAAAUGUUUUAUUCUCUUACUUUGAAACGUCUGGAGUUAUGAAAAUAAGUAUUCUAAAAUAUAGAACACACAUGUUAGAGUACAGUUAAGGAAAAAGUGAUCAUGUUUUUGUAGUGUGCAAUCACCACACAUUUAAAUUGUGCUGGAGUCUGUUUUAGAAACCUUAGAUUGUGUUAAGUUCUUUGUCACCAAAAUGAUUGACAUUGGCCAGAUUCCAUCUCAACCUAUUCUAAAGGAAAAUGGAUUUUUUAAAUGUUUAGAUGAUUUUUCUCCUUUUUCUUUGAUGCUAUACGUCUCCAGCAAGUGAAUAAUUCACAACAUUACAAAUGUCCAAUGUUCAGAGAGUUCCUGCCAUUCUUGUGAAUAGUGUGAUUUAGCCAGUAGAAAAAUCACCACAUCUAUGUCUUUCAUACAAAAAUUAUUUUUGUUGCUUUGUAUAGAGUUUCAAACAUCAUAUUUAAAGAAAAAUAAAAUGUAGGGAAAUGUUAUAUAUUUGUGAAAUAUUUGAAAGGCAUAUUUUUUUAGUUGUCAAAUAAGGCUAUUCAUAAAAUAAACUUGUAUGUAAAGAUAUAAUUUAAAGUAGUAGUUUUAUAAACAAGGUCAACAUUCCAUGUAAAUAUUUGACCUUUUGGCAGGCAGGCCCACAUGCAUGUUAUGUGUUCACUACUGUUUGGUAGUCUCCACUGCUAGCUCUCUCUAAGACAUGUGACAAGCAGAAGCAGAGACUGCUCUAGUGACCUCAUUAUCCAUUCACACCCAGCAGCCAGAUCACUGGACUAAUGAACAAUCUAUGUAAGUUCUGUGUUUAUGAAUUAAACAGUAAGUCAUGCAGUUUAAACACAGAUAAGAUGGUUAUCAUAUUCCGUUUCUGAAGCCAAUGACCUGUGUGGCCCGUCUAUAAGCACAAGUCUUAAGGAGUUGGUUUGGGUAGAAUAGUCCAUCCCUUAGGCAGUGUCUGCACUUCUCAUAAAGCAAGUUUCUGUAUCAAGAAUGAUAAGGAAUGUAUACCAGCAUAGGACAGUCUGUGAGUACAUUAGGUAGUCCAUGGUCCUUACUCUGAGAUAUCUUCGUUGACUGUUUUUCUUCAUCUGGGGAUUGUUGUCUCCAGUCUUUUUGGGGUAGAGCUUGUAUAGUGCAGUGGAAUUUUUGUGUCCUUAUAGGUAGUAGGGGUGACGGAAUGUUAUGAAAAUAUAAAUGUCUGCACCUUUUAGACCAGAGCCAAACAAUAUUUCUUUUAAAACAAUGGAAAUAAAAGCAGUUUAAAAUGACAUAUAGCCUUAACUGUAUUUAGAUGCUUAUGAAGAGAUUGAAUUAAACUGUAAUAAGCCAGGCCAACAAAGAGCUGUUGAUACCUGUAGCAAGAGGCCUGUCUCUGCUCUCUGACCUCGGUGCUCCUCCUAGCACGAAGGAGAAGAACUCUUUGCUCCUAGCUUCCAGCAGCCUGUUCCUGGGAUAGAGUGCCAGCCACUAUUGGAGAGAAAAGCUGUGUUUCAGUGUUUGUCUGUAUAGUUAGAACUGAACUUAUUGUGGAAUGCUGUUCUCCUUGUCCACCUCCCAGUUAGAGUGGCCUGAAUGUAAAGAGAUAAAAUUGAAACAAUAGCCAUGUUUUCCCCAAGUAAUAUGGAAACUUGGCAUCCAUAAGGCUGACAUCCCUGGUACUAUAAUCAUUGAGUGUACCUAAGCUGUAAUUUAAAAUGAGAAAACAUGUAAACUCAGAUUUACAAAACUGUGGAGUCAAAAUGUCCCUAAAGAUACAGAUUUUUAUUUAUUUUCCUUUGGUCUAUGAUGGAUUUAUAGAUAAAUGUAAUGGAAAGAUUUUUUAUCUUAAUAAAGUAUCUUCAAACAA